AUGUUGAUUGUUCCAAGAUGUUUGGUUUGUGGAACGAAGAGCGAUCGUGUCGAUCUAUUUAGGGAGUUGCAACUGUCCUUCCCCAACACCAACUACUCUGAGAAUCAGACCGUGCAGUCGAUGCUGGUCUACUACUUCAAGCCGGAGAAAUUGGCCGAAGAUAACCAAUGCUACUGCGAGAUAUGCAGUCAAUUGACCGUCAGAGAACACAUAACCAAGAUCAUGGCGCCGCCUCUGAAGCUCUUCCGGUACGAUCCUUCCUCGCACCAGAGUAUCAAGAUGCAACAUUCCAUAUGUCUUGACGAGCAGCUUAUUAUCGACAGCUGGAUUAACCAGCUUUACGCGGUUGUAAUCCCCUGUGGCUCAAGUGUCGAUAGCGGCCACUAUUUCACCAUCUCCAAAGACAAGAAUGACUGGUACCAGUUCAAUGAUGGCUCCGUAUCUAGAACUUCGUCUGAGAAGCUAUCUUGA
Molecule: messenger RNA, 471 nt
Organism: Phaedon cochleariae (mustard beetle)
Lineage: Eukaryota; Metazoa; Arthropoda; Insecta; Coleoptera; Chrysomelidae
Source: the annotation of a GenBank genome assembly